Anguilla rostrata (American eel) is the source of this 2619-nucleotide messenger RNA. Its product is annotated as trichohyalin-like. The coding region runs from base 144 to 2489 and encodes 781 amino acids. NCBI's taxonomy places the organism in Eukaryota, Metazoa, Chordata, Actinopteri, Anguilliformes, Anguillidae. The record is from RefSeq and is a predicted model, not a curated record. The transcript has a single exon.
CAGUGCCAUGCUAUGGAACUUCAGAAAGUUUGAAAUCACAAAGUUUGAUAUCUAAAAAAAAAACAACAGAAGUCUAUUCUUUGAAGGUCUGAGUAAAUUUGCACUGGCUGAAAACCACUCCACUCUUUCCUCUGUGAUAAAAAAUGAACACAUAUAGGUACACAUAUGGGACAGACAGGGGAAGUAAAAGUUCAGUGAUAGCUUGUUGCGUCCAGUGGAACAGAGCAACUGGAGCAUUGUACUUACCUCCUGUAAUGAUUGUACUUUUCGUAUCGCAGAGCCACACUCAUUCCCAUGGGACUGUUUCCCAGCUACCUGUUUGCAAAGAGGUUCUUUGCCCUAAUACACCUCUGAGAAUAAGGAGGAGAAAAAAAGGGAAGAACAGAAUGAAAUGGGAGAGGAAAAAAAGGUUGCAGGAGAGACUGUUAGCGGAAGAACUGAAAAAGAGAGAAAGGGAGAAGAGAAGGGAAGAGCAGGAGAGGAAGGAGAGGGAGAAGGAGAAGGAGAAGGAAAGAAUCGAGCUGGAGGAGCAGAAGAUCAUCGAGAGGAUGAACAAAAUCCUGCAGAAAGAGAGGAAGGAGAAGGCGGAGACGAAGAGGUGGGUGGAGCAGCAGAAGGCGAGGGAGAGGCAGAAAAGAGAGAUUCAGGAGAAAGCCCGGCAGGAGGAAGAGGAGAAAAGACAACUGAAGGAGCUGGAGAAGGUGGAGAGGGAGAUGAGGAAGCUGGAGAAGAUGAUCAGCGAAAAGCAGGAAGAGAGGAAGAGGGUAGAGGAACAGAAAAGGAGAGACAGGGGGAGGAGGCAAAUCCUGGAGACAGAACAGAAAGAGCAGGAGGAGAGGAACAGGCAGGUGGAGGAAAAGCUCAUAAGGGAAAACGAAAGGAGGAUCGAGGAGACGGCGAGAAGAGAGAGGGAGGCCAAAAGGCAGCUGGAGGAUCGCAUAGCGAGAGAGAGGGAGAAGAAGAGACUCCUGGAGUGGGAGAAAAAAGAGAAGGAGAGGGCCGAGGGGAAAUGGAGAGCCGAGGAAGAGAAGAGGCUAAGGGAGGACGAGAAGAACAGAAAACAACUGGAGAGGGAGAUACAGGAGAUGGCCAGGCAGUUAGAGAAGGAGGAGAAGAAAAGGCAAGCGGAGGAACAGAGGAGGACGGACUGGGAGCGGGUGCUCCAGAAGCGGACGGAGAAAGAGAGGGAAGGCUGGAACAAACAGAACACCAAGGAGGAGUCCAGGAGAGAGACGCAGGAGAGGAUAUUCCAGGAGAGGAUGAGGAGGGAGAAGCGAAAGCACGAGAGGAAGCAGGCGGAGGAAGAGCUGAGGAGAGAGCUGGAGGAGAGGAACGUCGAGGACAGGCAGAGGAAGGAGAGAGAGAAGGGGGAGAAGGCGCGGGCGGAGGAACAGCUGAGGCGAGCGAGGGAGGAGAAACUCCGGGAAAAGAUGAAGAAAGAGCAACAGAGGGAGGAGGAGAGAAUGCAGCUGGUGGGAAUGAGAAGGAAAGAGCGAGAGAGCAAAAUCCAAGAGAAGGCGAUGAUGGAGAAGGAAAAGAUGGAGGAGAAGCAUCAGUGGGAGGAGCAGAGACGGAGGGAAAGGCUGAUGAAAAUGAAGGAGAAUGACAGGAGGGAGAAGGAAAAGGAGGAGGAGAAAAGGCUUUUCAACGAAGCCAAGCAGAGGGAAAGGGAAGAGAAGCGAACUCAGGAGGAGGAGAGGAAGUUAAAAGAAAAAGAGGAAGAGCAAAAAAGAUUGGAGGAACGGAGAAGGAGGCAAAAGGAGAAAGAAAAUCUGGAGAGGGAGAGGAAAGUUAAAGAGAAAGAGGAAGAAUUGAAGAGAGAGGAGGAAAAGAGGAAGAGAGAAAAAGAAAAGAGAAUUCAGGAGAAGGAGAAGAAAAAGAACGAGAAAGAGGAAGAAGUGAAGAGAGAGGAGGAAAUGAGGAAGAGAGAAAGAGAAAAGAGAAUUCAGGAGAAGGAGAGAAAGACCAAAGAAAAGGAAGAGGAGAAGAGAAGAGAGGAGGCCAGGAAAAAAAGAGAAAAGCAAAGGGCGCUAUGCGAGGAGAAAAGAAUGAAAGAACUGGAGGAGGAGAAAAGGACAGAGAAAGAGAGUGAAAGGAAAGACCAUUAUAAAAAGAAAAGGAAAGAAAGAAAGGAUUUGAAAAGUCAGGAAGAGGAAAAUUCAAAAACAGAAGGAGAGACAAAGAGGGGAGAAAAGGAGAGGAAAGGCCACGACAAGAAGAAAAAGGAGGAAACGAAGGAUACUAAAAGCCAAGAAAAGGAGGAAACUAAAAACCAAGAAAAGGAGGAAUCGACGAAAGGGGAAAGGGGGGAUUCGAAAAACACAGAGAGGGACCAAAAAAGGAGAGAGAAACGACUGAAACCGGAGAAGGCGGACGGAGAGAAGGCUGAAGAGGCAAAAGACAAAAAAAAUACCAAGAAAAGGUUUCAGAGAGCAAACAGGAAGAGGGGAAAAGAGAUGGUGGAAGUGGGGCACGAAGGUGAGGCGUAAGAGAACCGGUCCCAUCUCCGCAGAUCCCCCUCAGAUCCCCUGCCGAUCCCCCUCAAAUCCCCCCAGAUCCCCGCAGAUCCCCCACAGAUCCCCCUCAAAUCCCCCCCAGAUCCCCGCAGAUCCCCCCAGA